GAUGAAGUGCUUUCUCAUAGAAACUAUUGCUUCUGGAUAUGAAGAAAUUCUCUCAACUGCGUGAAGAUUUCUGCCUCGACGACGAGGCGCAUCUUUGUUGAAUUCUCCCACAGCAAAUCCCCGUACUCUCGUGCUAAGUCACAGGCGGCUUCAAAGACAUCCUUGAUGGCCAAGGAAGGUCGGUGUAGUAGUAAGGCUAGGAUCAAUAUGCAAGAAUGUGUGUGUUUGUUGCGUUCACGUUCAUGCAGAAAACUACCUCGAUUCCCUCGUAACUGAAUUGCAUUCUCUCUUACUUUACUUUUUCUCCACUUUAACCAUUUAUUAUGAUUUUCCUAAAUCAAGUGCAAAAAAUGACUCGGCUAUGAGGUAACGGAAGGAGUACUACAUAUCCUUGACGGGAAUUCAUCACAAAGAUGUGCAGGCGGUCAUAUCCACUCUAUUCAAAUCUACUUCCCACAACCUAAUCUGGUUCACAAAAUAAAUUUCAAAGUUUCAUGGACAAUAUAUAGGUGUAUGGAAAGAAAGAACCGAAGGCUGGUGGUAGAAAAUUAUAUACCUGAUCAGUGACGGGUUCGGGUAUGGUGGGCAUCUUCUCAGCAACUCGAGGAUGAUCAGUGACGGUUUCGGGUAUGUGUGGAGAGAGAGAGAAUGGCGGCGGUGGUGUCACCAUUAGCAAAAUACAAGCUGGUGUUUCUCGGCGAUCAGUCCGUCGGAAAAACCAGCAUCAUCACCCGUUUCAUGUACGAUAAAUUCGAUACAACCUAUCAGGCUACAAUUGGAAUAGAUUUCUUGUCCAAAACAAUGUACCUAGAAGAUCGAACGGUUCGCUUGCAGCUUUGGGAUACUGCUGGGCAAGAAAGAUUUAGAAGUCUAAUUCCAAGCUACAUUAGAGAUUCUUCUGUGGCAGUGAUUGCCUAUGAUGUUGCUAAUAGGCAGUCAUUUUUGAACACUUCCAAGUGGAUUGAGGAAGUAAGAACGGAACGUGGUGGUGAUGUGAUCAUCGUCCUUGUCGGAAAUAAAACCGAUCUUGUCGAAAAACGCCAAGUUUCGAUUGAAGAAGGUGAUAUCAAGGCUCGUGAAUACGAAGUGAUGUUCGUAGAAACUAGUGCUAAAGCCGGUUUCAAUAUAAAGCCACUGUUUCGUAAGAUAGCUGCAGCGCUUCCGGGGAUGGAGGCCCUCUCCUCCGCAAAGCGCGAUGAUAUGGUCGAUGUGAACUUGAAGCCGACCGGAAACGGGGCCCAGAAUGAGCAGCAAGGCGGAGGCUGCACAUGCUAGAAAAUGGACAAAGUUAGGAGUCUAUCUAUAGAGUUCUGCAGAUUUUUGGCACACAGAUUGGCUUACAAUGAUGAAAUAUAUAUAUAUAUUGGUCAUAUAUUUAAAUGCA
This is a messenger RNA of Salvia splendens (bonfire salvia), 1384 nucleotides long. RefSeq names its product ras-related protein RABH1e. Bases 649 to 1275 code for a protein of 208 amino acids. The record is from RefSeq and is a predicted model, not a curated record. The transcript is spliced from 7 exons. Gene Ontology annotation, molecular function: GTP binding; GTPase activity. NCBI's taxonomy places the organism in Eukaryota, Viridiplantae, Streptophyta, Magnoliopsida, Lamiales, Lamiaceae.